This is a messenger RNA of Peronospora farinosa, 543 nucleotides long. The record is from the annotation of a GenBank genome assembly. NCBI's taxonomy places the organism in Eukaryota, Oomycota, Peronosporomycetes, Peronosporales, Peronosporaceae.
AUGAACAACAACUUCAUUGAACCUUCGACAUUCCUCACUUCCUCACCAGUAGCAACGCUAACCAAAGUCAACACAAGUCGCAAACGCUCGAGUCCGUCGAUUCACUCAACCGACAAGAAAAAGUCACGCAAAAGUCGUCGCAUCCACGACUUCCCACCCGAGACCUUGGCACCAUAUUACCACAUGCCACAAAGUCAAGCGGCAAAGGCGCUCAAUGUCGCUGUCAUCACCAUCAAGCGCAAUUGCAAACGCUACGGCUUCCGAUGGCCCUAUCGAGCUAAUAAAUACAAAGCCGGCAAGAAAUUCGUGCUGUCUGAAAAGGGACGUGCGUUCCACGAGCUGCCGUUCGAGUGUCUAAAACAAGAACCUCAGUUUGAACCACUGACAAAGACGUCAGAGGAAAGUACCAGUGAGUGUGACACCGACACGGAAAGUAUCGAUAACGGUGAACAGGUGAAGAAGGAUUAUUGCAAAAUUCAGAAUCUAUUACACAAAACCCCGAUCGAUUCUGACAUAGUGGGGAAGACUAUGAUACAAGUUUAA